AUGGAGGAUGUUGUCCCACCGCCUAACGGAUGGGAAACGCCACCGACGGUCGACUCUGCCGCAACAACGGGUGUGUACGCUGCUGACCGCAUCCCUGGCACGUACCUUAAGACGUUGACGGGUGUGCAGCGAGGGGAGGAGCUUUUUCACCGGCCAGACUUGGGGCGUCCGUGGCGAACAUCGGCGGCGCAGCGCAGCGCGUCAACCUUGGCGCUGAAGGAAAAGGAGAUUGAGGAGCUUCUGCGCAAGUGCUCUAGCCUGCGAACGCAGCUCGGUAACGCGAAACACGAUGCAAAGUACCUGGAGUUUGCCGCCGAUGAGAGGGUGAAAGGAAAGGUGGCUGAGAUGCAAAAGGAGGUGGACCGGCUUGAGACGGCGCUAAAGAUGGUGAAGGAGGAAAAGGAGGAGUUAAAGACCUCCACGGACCAUCAGCUGCGCCUGUUGAAGUCUCAGCACGAGAAGGAGCUCAUGCAUCUGCAGAGUGAGAAGCGUCUACUGAGUGAUCGCUGCGACGAGCUCAGCCGGGCUUACCAGCAGCAAGUAGACGAUGUUAAGAAGGCUGCGGCACGAGAGCUGGAAUACGUGGAGAGUCUAUGUAAAACUCGGGUGGAGCAGCUCAAAAAUGAGCUUCAGGCUCUCCAAAUUCAAGGCCUGGCGGCUGAAGAACGCCGCGCGGAGGAUGUGGCACGAGUCAACAAUCUCACGAACCGUAUUGAAGCAGACUACAAGGAGCGCCUUCGCGAAGCUGAGAAGCGCGUCGACGAGGUGCGUGAUAGACUGGAGGCGGCAAACAAGCGACUAACCGAGGAGCGCUGCGCUGCAGUGAAGGAGGCAAGUCGCGCCACGGAACAGUUGGUUGUUGCUUUGGCAGACCGCGAGGCGGUGCUGGAGCGACUGAAACAGUGGAACACCUACAUCCUUCGCCUACUUGAUCAGUUUUACAUAACGUUUAUAGAGUCUAGACCGGAGCAGGCUGUGGAACCGCAUGAUCCAGAGCUGCAUGAAUCUCCUACUUUGUAUGCCCCGCGAUCUCUCAUGGAGGAUCCGAAUGCCAAGGUAACGGUGGAACGCAUUGUGUACCGCCUGCUGCAGCUAAAGCUUAUGCAUCCAGUGGAGAGAGAGGAUCGGGCUUCCAUGGGGGGGACACCCAUAGAAGCAUUAGAGGAGUUGGCUAACAAACAGAAGCGUCUGUCGCGGGCAUUCCAAGAGAUUGAAGCAAAGUGUACAGAGACUGAACAAUCACUCAGUGGCGUCAUCUCCCGCUUGAAUUUUUUUAGCGAUGAUCUAAAUGAUGCAGUGACCAAUUCGGGGCAAGUCGCUCCCCCGCAAAAGUGUGCUAUCUUUGUAUGCCUUUGCGUCUUUAGGGGACGACAACUGUGGGCAGAAGACGCUGAACUGGCUCGGGCUGCGGUCUCUCUUAUGAAUUCCGUGUUACGUCCUAAAAUGACCCAGUAUGGAGCCUAUGAGUGUUACAGUGAUGGAGCAUCUAUGUUGCUGGCCUUUCCGGAUCCUGUCGCCGCCUGUCGUUUUUGUGUUGAGUCACAAUGGUGGUUAAUGAGUUUGCCGUGGCCGCAGUCGCUACUGCGAAGUGCAUGGGGCAAGGAGGAAUUUGACGAGGCGAAUAACGUGAUCUACCGUGGAUUGCGUUUGUCUAUGGCCAUUCACACUGGCGAAGUGUUUGUGGAACCAACUGCGAUACCGUGUGGAAGUUCAUACCGCUGUCACUACUAUGGUCGUGCGGUUUUGCAGGUCAUUCAUGUUUGUUCCCUUGCACAAGGAGGUCAAGUAAUUGUGACAGGGCCUGUUUGGGACAUGUGUAGUCCAGCCUUACACGAAUUGGGUCCUGUUGGGGUUCGGGAGCUCGGGACCACUCCCAUAGUUUUCUUCAACAAGGAGACGAACUCGUAUGAGGAGGAGAAAUUUACGCUUCGCCAGAUUAUUCCGCAGCAGCUGCUGGGUCGUCCCUUCCAAAGCCUUGUGGGGGAGGAGGCGUUGGAUCUCACAACAUUUGGAAAAAUGCGACGCUCGCUGCUUUCUGAUGAAAUUGAGUGUGUGGAGGCACGACGGGCUUCGCUCAAGGAAGCGGUUGGUGUGGCAAAUGAAGAACUGGCAGCGGUGGACCGUGCCAUACAUGCUUUGCUGCAUCGUACACGAGAAACGAAAUUGUAUUUUCAUUUGUUUCCACCCACUGAAAUGGUGGCGUUGAUGAACAACUUGUACGGUGUGAUGGAAAAGGUUGCCUCCCGCGCUGCCGACCUUCGUGGGGAUCUCCGUGGCAUGGACCAGAUGCAGGAGGAAUUGGUGGCCCAGACUCGUGGCUUGAAGGACUACUGCUUUCAUCAUGCCUCCACAGCCGCUCGAGUGGAGGAGCUGCAGACGCAUUCGGAGCUCAUGCAGAGUUAUUAUAACAACCAACUAGCUGAGAUGCGUAGGAGUCACGCAGAGAAGACGGACCAGCUUCAGAGCGAGUUGCGGGAACGUGAUCAGCUAAUCCAGUGUCUCUACGCGAAACUGCAGUCUAUUCCGCAUAACUCUUCAUGA
Messenger RNA from Trypanosoma rangeli, 2541 nucleotides. RefSeq lists its product as uncharacterized. Lineage: Eukaryota; Euglenozoa; Kinetoplastea; Trypanosomatida; Trypanosomatidae. The record is from RefSeq and is a predicted model, not a curated record. Bases 1 to 2541 code for a protein of 846 amino acids. The transcript has a single exon.